Messenger RNA from Gekko japonicus, 3314 nucleotides. RefSeq names its product amyloid beta (A4) precursor protein-binding, family B, member 2 (gene APBB2). The record is from RefSeq and is a predicted model, not a curated record. Gene Ontology annotation, molecular function: amyloid-beta binding; transcription factor binding. The transcript has 15 exons. Gene Ontology annotation, cellular component: cytoplasm; nucleus. The coding region runs from base 119 to 2407 and encodes 762 amino acids. Lineage: Eukaryota; Metazoa; Chordata; Lepidosauria; Squamata; Gekkonidae. Gene Ontology annotation, biological process: regulation of DNA-templated transcription.
GGAUAAUGUGCUGACUGGCGCUAUGGGCAGGCGAUACCCAGGGGCUCACUGUCGUCAAAGCAAUUCAUAUUUCAAAUUAGAAUCCCUUUCCUGAUCCAUUGCUGAAGCCCAGUGAUCCAUGUCAGAAGUACUUACAGUGGACUCCGGUGUGGACACCUUGGCGGCGUUUAUGGCAAGCAGCAGCACAACGGACAUUGUGAAUCGGAACGGUCCCGCCACGCCACCCAACACCCUUCUCCUGCGCUCCUCCCACAACGAACUGCUGAAUGCCGAAAUCAGGCACACAGAAGUCAAGAACAACACCCCUCCGAAAUGCAGGAAAAAAUACGCGCUGACCAACAUUCAGACAGCCAUGGGCCUCUCUGACCCCGCUGCGCAGCCCCUCCUGGGCAACAGUUCCUCCAACAUAAAGCUGGUGAAGAACGGAGAAAACCAGCUGAGGAAAGCAGCAGAGCAGGGGCAGCAGGAUCCGAACAAAAACCUGCCUUCUCCAACAACCACUGCAGGCGUAAACGUAACUUCUGAGAAGUUGGAGGGGAAAGAACCAAACCAGCAGGAUUCUUCAGGCAGUGAGAUACUGCCCGCCCAGCGCCGGAGAACCAAAAGCUUCCUAAAUUACUAUGCAGAUCUGGAGACAUCAGCACGGGACGUUGAUCAUAAUUACGGGAACAGCCAAGGGGCAGGGGAGGAGAAGUUCUCCUCUCAAUUCAACGGUCAGGCAUCGACCCUGAUUGUUAAUGGGGAUGCCUUGCCUCGGAAGCAAAACCAGCCGACGAGUCCAGAAGACGGACAGGUAGCCACCGUAUCAUCGAGUCCGGAGACGAAAAAGGACCACCCUAAAACAGGUGCCAAAACAGAUUGUGCUCUGCACAGGAUUCAGAACUUGGCGCCAAGCGACGAAGACUCGAGCUGGACGACGUUGUCGCAGGACAGCGCUUCUCCGAGUUCACCUGAUGAAACAGCAGAUAUAUGGAGUGACCAGUCAUUUCAAACAGACCCCGACUUACCACCUGGCUGGAAAAAAAUCAACGAUAUAGCUGGGAUUUAUUACUGGCACAUACCAACAGGAACAACCCAGUGGGAACGUCCUGUGUCAAUACCAGGAGAUCUUCCAGGAUCAAGAAAAGGGUCACUUAGCUCUAUCACCCCAUCUCCUACUCCAGAAACUGAGAAACAGCCAUGGAGUGAUUUUGCUGUACUGAAUGGGGGAAAGAUUAAUAGUGACAUUUGGAAGGAUCUUCAUGCGGCCACAGUGAACCCAGAUCCCAGCUUAAAGGAGUUUGAAGGAGCAACAUUGCGCUAUGCCUCUUUGAAGCUCAGAAAUGCCUCACAGUGUGAUGAAGAUGAUUCCUGUAGCAUCAACAGUGAUCCAGAAGCUAAGUGCUUUGCCGUUCGGUCUCUGGGAUGGGUAGAAAUGGCCGAGGAAGACCUGGCCCCCGGAAAAAGCAGCGUUGCUGUGAACAACUGUAUCCGGCAGCUCUCCUACUGCAAAAAUGAUAUACGAGACACAGUUGGCAUCUGGGGAGAGGGAAAAGACAUGUACCUUAUCCUGGAGAAUGACAUGCUAAAUUUGGUUGACCCCAUGGAUCGCAGUAUUCUUCAUUCUCAACCCAUCGUAAGCAUCCGUGUCUGGGGAGUAGGCCGUGACAAUGGCCGAGACUUUGCCUAUGUGGCGAGAGACAAAGACACGCGGAUUUUGAAAUGCCACGUCUUUCGAUGUGACACACCAGCAAAAGCCAUUGCCACAAGUCUGCACGAAAUCUGUUCUAAGAUUAUGGCUGAACGGAAGAACGCCAAAGCCGUCGCUUGCAGCUCAUUGCCUGAGCGGACGAAUGCCACCCUUGAUGUGCCCUUGCAAGUAGAUUUCCCAACACCAAAGACUGAGCUGGUGCAGAAGUUCCAUGUACAGUACUUGGGCAUGGUUCCAGUCACUAAGCCAGUGGGUAUGGACACCCUGAACAGUGCUAUCGAAAGCCUUAUAGAUUCCUCCAGCAGAGAGGACUGGAUGCCAGUCACCAUGAACGUCGCUGAUGCUACCGUGACAGUCAUCAGUGAAGGAAAUGAAGAGGAAGUUGUCGUGGAGUGUCGCGUACGCUUCUUGUCCUUUAUGGGAGUGGGGAAAGAUGUCCAUACCUUUGCCUUCAUCAUGGAUACCGGGAACCAACAUUUUGAGUGCCACGUUUUCUGGUGUGAGCCCAAUGCAGGCAACGUAUCGGAGGCGGUUCAGGCUGCUUGUAUGCUACGGUAUCAGAAAUGCUUGGUCGCCAGACCUCCUUCGCAGAAAGUCCGGCCGCCGCCACCUCCUGCAGACUCAGUGACCAGAAGAGUAACAAGUAACGUAAAACGAGGAGUACUGUCCCUCAUUGACACUUUGAAACAGAAACGCCCCGUUACUGACACGCCAUAGCCGCCGCCCAGGAAAACCCAGAUUUCUCAGAACGCCUAGUGGAAAAUGCAGUAGCUACACUAAAGAAGAUGAACUGAUUUUUAUUUUGGCCUUCCAGUUUAAAUGGGUGAUGCUUUGUCUUCAGAGAGUUUACCCUUAUCGAAAUAAUAUUAGACAAGCAUGUUCUCUUGUUCUUGACACCAUCAUGUGAUAUGAAAAGAAGCAUGAAUAAUAUUUUUUUUUUGCUGUGAGUUACCAUGAGAAGCAGAAGGUCUGUUUUCCAGCUGUAAAUAUUAUGAACGUUUCUGAAAUUCACGCAUACACAGGAAAGGGACACGGCACAUCACUCCUAACAAAUGAAUCUUAACAUCCAGGGAGAGAAGCCAUGCCCAAACCAAUGCUCUCACCGCCCCUCUGAACUGGAUUUUGGCACAAGCAAUUCUUAGAUCCUACAGCACCUUAUCCCCAUUUUCAACACUGGAGUACAUACCAAGUAUUAGUGUAGGUUUAAAUUUUUUUUUACUAUGCUCUGCUCAGUAACCAAUUUUCCAUACUGUCUACCAGAGUCACCACUUGUCGUCUUUUGUCCGAAAGUCUCCUUAAAGGUGGCAGAUCUUCUACACAGGCGGUUCUUUUUGCGUGAAAGAAUGUGUAAGUAGUGUAGAAUCAUAAUGCGCGUCUGUUUUUCUGCAUGUAGCUGCCCAGCCCAUGUGCAUCCUAAGAGAUGCGUGUUCAGUGCUCAGAGGAUACCUACACACAGCUUGCGCGGAAGGGCUCCCUCUGUAGGAAACCAUGUUCAAAGCAGCCCGAACAGACUCGAAGAGAGAUUUCUUUCAGUGCCAAACUCAAUAUCUGAAGGAUUUGGUCAUAGAUCCAGAGGCGUUAGCCAUGUUGUUAGUCUGUUGCUGCAAAAUAGUCAAAAGCCCAG